AUUUCAUUCAUAUCUUUAGGGUUUAUGUUUGAUUUUCUACUACUUUCACAUAUCUAAAUUCAUAACAUCAUGCUUCUUCUUGUUUUUUCUUACUAUCGUGUGUCAAUUUUGUUGUUCAAAAGUAAUCUUAACCAAGUUUGUUUGGUAAAACAAGCCCAUGAUCUACUGUUUUUGGUAAAAACUAGCUGAUAACAUAAAGUGACAUGUUAGAAAACUAAAUUGGAAAAAUCUUAGGAGCAUAAUUAGCUAGCUUAUAUGGUUGCCUUCGUAUCAAUUAGGGUUUUUAUUUUGUUUUUAGGUUAAUAAGUAGUGAUAAAAGUUGCUAAAUAAAGUUUAAGAUCAACUGCUGGUUUGGAGUGGUAUUAGUUGGAACGAAUUAGAUGAUUGAUUACAAAUGUUGGUUUUUAGUAAGAUGUUUCAUCAUUAGAAGCUGAAGCAUAAAGUCGAAUUAUUAAUUCAUCCAGAUGGUGAUUUUUAUCAGCAGCUUAAGGUGUUAUCUGCUUUUACCAAAAUAUGAAUAUUUAUGUUCAAGAAUAAAAAUUUCGAAUGAAUCAUCUUAUCCGAUCUAAGAAAACAUAACACUGUUCAAGAUUUUCUGGGAGCUUAUUGAUCAAGUCUAGCUAAACAGUAUUCAAGUGCAAAGCUAGCUGAAAGCUGGCAGGAAUUAAUGUCAACUUCAUUAGAUGUUAAUUUAUGUGAAUUCUUCGAUCCCAAGGUUUUGAACAGAUUGAAAGUUACUCCACAAAUUUGAAAUAUGUAGCCACCAGCUUAUCUCUAAUUUUGUUUUGAAAAUAGUAAUCUAUACAACAAGUCCAUGGUUAUUGAGUAUAUACAUAAUACAGUCAGAGUAAAAAUGGUAUUUUUAAGCACUAGAAGGUCCCUUUAAUACUUGUUAAAACACUGAUUUCAACCCUUUUAUGGUGUUAUAUUUUGUUUAAAGGUGGGGCAGCAAUGGACUAUACUUAUGGACCUGGAAGGAAUCAUCUGUUUGUUCCGGGACCAGUCAACAUCCCAGAACAGGUGCUUCGUGCAAUGAACCGAAACAAUGAGGACUAUCGAUCUCCUGCAAUUCCUGCCUUGACUAAAAUUUUACUUGAGGAUGUCAAAAAGAUUUUCAAGACCACUUCUGGAACUCCUUUUAUCAUCCCAACUACAGAUACUGCUCAUACUAUCAAGGCCAUCUGCCUCGUUCACAAUGAGACAGCCACUGGAGUUACUAACAACUUGGCUGCCGUAAGGAAAGUGCUUGAUCAUUACCAGCAUCCAGCGCUGUUUCUAGUUGAUGGUGUAUCAUCCAUAUGUGCUCUGGAUUUCCGCAUGGAUGAAUGGGGUGUCGAUGUGGCUUUAACAGGCUCUCAGAAAGCUCUCUCUCUUCCCACUGGUAUGGGGAUUGUGUGUGCCAGCCCAAAAGCUAUCGAGGCUUCUGAAACUGCAAAAUCUCUUAGAGUUUUUUUCGACUGGAAGGAUUACUUGAAAUUCUACAAGAUGGGGACAUAUUGGCCAUACACUCCAUCCAUACAGCUUUUGUAUGGUCUAAAAGCAGCUCUUGAUCUCAUCUUUGAAGAAGGAUUGGACAAUGUGAUUGCAAGGCACAAUCGUCUUGGCACAGCAACGAGGCUGGCUGUGGAAGCAUGGGGCUUGAAAAACUGCACCCAGAAGGAGGAAUGGUUCAGUGACACGGUCACUGCCGUGAUGGUUCCUCCAUAUAUUGAUAGUUCUGAAAUAGUUAGAAGGGCAUGGAAACGAUACAACUUGAGCUUGGGUUUGGGGCUAAACAAAGUAGCCGGAAAGGUCUUCAGAAUAGGACAUCUCGGCAACUUAAAUGAUCUGCAACUGCUGGGGUGUCUUGCAGGGGUGGAGAUGGUGCUCAAGGAUGUCGGUUACCCGGUGAAGCUGGGGAGUGGAGUGGCUGCUGCUUGCGGAUACCUCCAGAACAACAUCCCCAUGAUUCCAUCAAGGAUUUAAAUUGUCAUAUUUAUGUAUGUAACCACUGCUCUUCUCUCAUUUGCUUCAAAUACCAGUGUAAACAACACUCUGCCCCUAUAUUUCCUAUGAAUUUUUUCUCCAUUUGUAAAUUCUACCUCUUCUCCAUCAUAUCCCUGCAUAUUUUCCAUAAGUUAUUUAUUUAUAAAGAUUAAACCCAA
This is a messenger RNA of Cynara cardunculus var. scolymus (artichoke), 2144 nucleotides long. RefSeq names its product serine--glyoxylate aminotransferase. The transcript is spliced from 5 exons. NCBI's taxonomy places the organism in Eukaryota, Viridiplantae, Streptophyta, Magnoliopsida, Asterales, Asteraceae. The coding region runs from base 952 to 1965 and encodes 337 amino acids. Gene Ontology annotation, cellular component: peroxisome. Gene Ontology annotation, molecular function: L-alanine:glyoxylate transaminase activity; L-serine:pyruvate transaminase activity. The record is from RefSeq and is a predicted model, not a curated record.